Exserohilum turcica Et28A is the source of this 957-nucleotide messenger RNA. RefSeq lists its product as uncharacterized. NCBI's taxonomy places the organism in Eukaryota, Fungi, Ascomycota, Dothideomycetes, Pleosporales, Pleosporaceae. Gene Ontology annotation, molecular function: RNA binding. The transcript is spliced from 2 exons. Bases 1 to 957 code for a protein of 318 amino acids. The record is from RefSeq and is a predicted model, not a curated record.
AUGUCGUUUGCGGGAGCCUGGAAAGAAGGAGAUGGGGAUUUUCUGCUGGUGGUAUCCGGAACGACACGCUAUGCACCAUACCUGGCCGGUUGGCAAGAGUUCAAGGAUCACCUCCGGAAAGUGGUCAAGGAGCAGCCAGGAUGGGCCAACGUAUACUCGAGUCAGGGCCAAAGAAAAGGAGAAAUGGAGGGAUGGUGUCGACUGAAAGAUAGGGAAGAUGCAGAUGCGGUGUAUAAGGUCUAUUGCCGAGCUAGAGGCAUGCUAGUGCAUGUGUGGGAGACGAGUCGUAAGGGUGACGGCUACCGGUUGAUGCGGUGUAACUGUUCGACGACCUUUCCGGAAAUCCCAGAUGGCGGUCACUUCGAUGGACGGGGUAUAGAUUUUGGAAGAAUAAGCCAGCUGGGUGGUGGUGGUGGUGGUGGUGGUGGCAGAACGGCACCUGCCACUCCGGCCCCAUACUUGUCGGCACAGUCCAGCUAUCCCUACUUGGCGUAUCCACAAACGCCAGUCUACCCACCACAGCAGCAACCGGGAUACGCCCCUAUCCCUGUGUAUUCAGCCUUUGCUCUUUCGAGUCCACCGGUUUACUCGGCCACGACCAAUGGGAUACCCGUCAAUGUCCGAGGAGGGGCGAUACUCACCGAAGCCCGGGGCAUCUUUAUUCGAAACCUAAGCUACAAAUGCACAAUGGAAGAGCUUAAUGCUCUGCUGGCGCAGACUGUGGGGUAUCCAAUCGACAUCCAGUUCAUUCGAGACAGCCGGACAGGGGCUUUCAGAGGCGCAGCCACUGCCAAGUUCGCCUCCAAAGAGUUGGCGCAACACGCGGCCGCCAGGUUGAACGGAAAAGUUCACAAGGGAAUGAUGCUCGAAGUGCGCAUGGAUACCGACACUACUGUCGUGGGACAAGCCGAGCCCAUGGUUGUGAAUGGAUCGUACACGGCAAGUCUAAGAAAAUAA